Molecule: messenger RNA, 951 nt
Organism: Megalops cyprinoides (Indo-Pacific tarpon)
Lineage: Eukaryota; Metazoa; Chordata; Actinopteri; Elopiformes; Megalopidae
Product: trypsin-1-like
Exons: 6
Coding region: 8-736 (242 amino acids)
Biological process (GO): proteolysis
Molecular function (GO): serine-type endopeptidase activity
Source: RefSeq, a predicted model, not a curated record
AGGAACCAUGAGGUCUCUGGUCUUUAUUCUGCUUCUGGGAGCUGCUGUGGCUCAGGAGGACGAUAAGAUUGUUGGAGGGUAUGAGUGCGAGCGUCACUCCCAGCCCUGGCAGGUGUCUCUGAACUCCGGGUACCACUUCUGCGGUGGCUCCCUGGUCAAUGAGAACUGGGUGGUGUCCGCUGCUCACUGCUACAAAUCCCGUGUGCAGGUGCGCCUGGGAGAGCAUCACAUCAUGGUGAACGAGGGCACCGAGCAGUUCAUCUCCUCCUCCAAAGUCAUCCGCCACCCCAACUACAGCUCCUGGACCCUCAACAACGACAUCAUGCUGAUCAAGCUGAGCUCCCCCGCUACCCUCAACGAGUUCGUGCAGCCCGUGGCCCUGCCCAGCAGCUGUGCCCCCGCCGGCACCAAGUGCAGAGUCUCUGGCUGGGGCAACACCAUGAACCCCGCCGAUGAUGGUGACAAGCUGCAGUGUCUGGAGAUCCCCAUCCUGUCGGAGACCGAUUGUGACAACUCCUACCCUGGCAUGAUCACCCCCGCCAUGUUCUGCGCCGGCUACCUGGAGGGAGGCAAGGACUCCUGCCAGGGUGACUCUGGUGGCCCAGUUGUGUGCAACGGCGAGCUGCAGGGUGUUGUGUCCUGGGGAUACGGCUGUGCCGAGAAGGAUCACCCCGGUGUCUACGCCAGGGUCUGCAUGUUCAAUGACUGGCUCGCCACCACCAUGGCCAGCUACUAAGGCUUGCAGCUCAGCUCCGUAUCUACUCAACUCAACAACCUGUCGAACGGCCAACAGCAUGACGUCGACACGAUGAAUAAUAAAGCUGCCGAUGAUUCAUUUUCUCAGUAUUUACUGUCUAAUUUGAGCCAAUUUCUCGCCCCCGUGGGGGUUUGCUGUGAGACUUGUCGUUGUGUAGAGCUCCACUGCGGUGGGAGUUACAGGUUCCAAUCCAG